AUGGUGGAAUUUAACCACCAACUAGUUUCUCGUAUUUACAAACUCACACAAACGAAGACUGAGUUUGAUAUUAUCCCUCACGUCGACACCGAAAACCACGAGGAGUUGCUGGAAAUUGAGGAGACGUUUGGGCUCUGUUCGUGUCUCGCUGGUGAACGCCUUUGGUAUCCGAUCUACCGAAGCGUUUUCAGUCAGGAAGGUUCUCUUUCAGUAGAACAUCUUACUAUUCUCCUCCUUUUUGUACCUUCUUGUGCCACAUUUUGGCACCGUAGAAAGGAGUUGGUCCAACUCGAUCGCUUGUCCUUAAAGGAAGAGCUAGCUUUCACGCGAUUGGUGUUGAUACGAUUUCCCAGAGCAACAGAACCUCUUCAACACAGACAUUGGGUAUUGGAGAAAUUAUCGUCCUCAGAGCUCGAGGGUGUAGUGGGGGAAGAAAUUGACCUCUGUGAACGCCUAUGUGACAAACACAGGUGCAACUACAUGGUUUGGCAACACCGCCGUUGGCUGCUUCUGCGACAAGGUGCUUCCAUAGAGAAUGUCCAAUCGGAGUUGAAGCGGAUGGACGAUUGGAACCGAUCUCAUCCAGUGGAUGUCAGCGGAUGGUGUUUUCGAGCCCACUUGUUUCGAAUGUGGUUAAGCAGUUCAGACGAGGAGAAGAAUCCCGAUUCCCUUAAGCUAUCUCUUUUCAAAGAGAGUGAGCGCAUUCAAUCUGCCAUCUUGAAAACCCCUGAAAACGAUGCUCUUUGGUCUUAUAGACGUCAAGUAUUCGACAUCUACCGAGAUUUGGGCAGUAGUUUUGUGGACCUCUGCAGAUUCGACCCCAUCGCAUCGGCUAUACCGCCCGAUCCCUGUCUCUGCAAUCUAUCGGAUACAGAGCUUAGGGCGACUGGGCUUUUUGCUGUACCUUCAGAGUUUUCUCAACCCUGGUCAAGAAUGCUGUACAUGCGCCAUCUUCGGUGGCUAGCACAAACCGCCUCGCCAUCCAUUCCCACCCAGUGA
This is a messenger RNA of Mesocestoides corti, 999 nucleotides long. The record is from the annotation of a GenBank genome assembly. Lineage: Eukaryota; Metazoa; Platyhelminthes; Cestoda; Cyclophyllidea; Mesocestoididae.